This is a messenger RNA of Gallus gallus (chicken), 1143 nucleotides long. Lineage: Eukaryota; Metazoa; Chordata; Aves; Galliformes; Phasianidae. The record is from the annotation of a RefSeq genome assembly.
AUGGCACCCAACAUUCGAAAAUCCCACCCCCUACUAAAAAUAAUUAACAACUCCCUAAUCGACCUCCCAGCCCCAUCCAACAUCUCUGCUUGAUGAAAUUUCGGCUCCCUAUUAGCAGUCUGCCUCAUGACCCAAAUCCUCACCGGCCUACUACUAGCCAUGCACUACACAGCAGACACAUCCCUAGCCUUCUCCUCCGUAGCCCACACUUGCCGGAACGUACAAUACGGCUGACUCAUCCGGAAUCUCCACGCAAACGGCGCCUCAUUCUUCUUCAUCUGUAUCUUCCUUCACAUCGGACGAGGCCUAUACUACGGCUCCUACCUCUACAAGGAAACCUGAAACACAGGAGUAAUCCUCCUCCUCACACUCAUAGCCACCGCCUUUGUGGGCUAUGUUCUCCCAUGGGGCCAAAUAUCAUUCUGAGGGGCCACCGUUAUCACAAACCUAUUCUCAGCAAUUCCCUACAUUGGACACACCCUAGUAGAGUGAGCCUGAGGGGGAUUUUCAGUCGACAACCCAACCCUUACCCGAUUCUUCGCCUUACACUUCCUCCUCCCCUUUACAAUCGCAGGUAUUACUAUCAUCCACCUCACCUUCCUACACGAAUCAGGCUCAAACAACCCCCUAGGCAUCUCAUCCGACUCUGACAAAAUUCCAUUUCACCCAUACUACUCCUUCAAAGACAUUCUGGGCUUAACUCUCAUACUCACCCCAUUCCUAACACUAGCCCUAUUCUCCCCCAACCUCCUAGGAGACCCAGAAAACUUCACCCCAGCAAACCCACUAGUAACCCCCCCACAUAUCAAACCAGAAUGAUAUUUUCUAUUCGCCUAUGCCAUCCUACGCUCCAUCCCCAACAAACUUGGAGGUGUACUAGCCCUAGCAGCCUCAGUCCUCAUCCUCUUCCUAAUCCCCUUCCUCCACAAAUCUAAACAACGAACAAUAACCUUCCGACCACUCUCCCAAACCCUAUUCUGACUUCUAGUAGCCAACCUUCUUAUCCUAACCUGAAUCGGAAGCCAACCAGUAGAACACCCCUUCAUCAUCAUUGGCCAAAUAGCAUCCCUCUCUUACUUCACCAUCCUACUUAUCCUCUUCCCCACAAUCGGAACACUAGAAAACAAAAUACUCAACUACUAA